Teleopsis dalmanni is the source of this 1175-nucleotide messenger RNA. Its product is annotated as transcription initiation factor TFIID subunit 3-like. The record is from RefSeq and is a predicted model, not a curated record. The transcript is spliced from 2 exons. Lineage: Eukaryota; Metazoa; Arthropoda; Insecta; Diptera; Diopsidae. Bases 30 to 1073 code for a protein of 347 amino acids.
ACAGAAUUUAAUUUUUUGCGGUUGCAAACAUGUACGCACGCACAAAAUAUUUACAAGGAUUGCUGCUAUUCUUUCUGAUAUGCUUAAUAUUUCAACAGUCACAAGCAUUUUUCCUUAAGGACAAUAUAUUUAGCAAAUUAUUAAAGAACGACGAUGAAAGUGAAGCAACUGAUCAACCAACGAAUGAUGAAGAUGAAGAUCAUUUUGUGGUUAAAUUGCCAAAAUUAAAUAAAAAAUUUUUUAAACCCUUUAAAAAUAUCUUCGGUGACUUAGAUGACAAGCUUGAGAAAGAAAAGAAAGCAUUCGAUGAAAAACUAUUGAAGGAUAAGGAAGAUUUCGAUAAGAAAAUAUUUGAUUUCUUUGCCGAUAAAGAAAAGUCGAAAAAAAUAAUGGAUAAAUAUGGCAUCAAGGAAACUCAGUAUAAAGACAAACAAGAGGAAGUCGUAGAUAAAUACGGAAAGGACAAGCCGGCUGAUAAAUCUGAAGAGGAGGAAACUGUCGAUAAAUAUGUUAAAAACAAAGUUAUAGAUAAAUAUGAAAAAGAAGAGACUGUGGAUAAAUACGAAAAUGAAGAUGAUGUGGAUAAAUAUGAAAACGAAGAGCCUGUAGUUAAAUAUGAAAAAAAGAAAACUGUAGAUAAAUAUAAAAAGGAGAGAACUGUGGAUAAAUAUAGAGAAAGAGAACCAAUAGAUAAAUACAAUAGAGCAGAAACAAUGAACAAAUAUGAAAAGAAGAAAACUAUAAACAAAUAUGGACAGAAACAACCCCGAAAUAGAUAUGUAAAAGAAAAAACUGGGAAUAAAUAUGACAAGCAGGGAACUGUGAACAGAUAUGCAGAUGAGGAUGAAGAAGCUUAUGAUAAAACUGAAGAAAUGGGAGAACAAAUUGCAGUACCUUACAAACAGUAUAGGAAUGAAAACGAUGAUACCGCAUAUGUUUCAAGUUAUAAAUCACAAAAUAAAUAUAAACAGAAACAGUAUUUGCCAUAUAAUGAAGAUGAAGAUGAAGAAGAAGAAGAAGAACCAUGUGAUGCAAGUUACGAAAAUGAACAGCUUAGAUACUAUACGAAAUAAAAUUGUUAUUGAUUAAAAAGAACUGAUUGGAAAUUGUAUACUCGAAAACAUAUAUAAACAUAUUUAAAAUAUAUUAACAUUUAAGUACUAAUAAAUUUUUAU